AAAUAACUACGUGUUUAUUUCCCCCCAUGGUCUGGUCUUGCUUUUCAAACGAUGAGCCAGGGGUGUGGUCACGUGGUUUGUGACGAAUACGCGACGAACAAGGAAAAAUCGGUGCGGCUGACCAGCAUACCUUUCUCCUCGCAUCACGAGUGACAGUCUAAAGCCGUGAACGAAGCCAGGUGAGAGUCGUGUGAGAAGUAAACGAAGCAGUCCUUGGUGUUCCGAAUAUUCAACAUGGAUGCAUCAGGCUGGUGGAAAAGGGUCCGGUCGCGGCUGCGGGAAACAGCACUUUGGAUGGCGGCCAGCGAAGGGCACAAGGAAGUGGUGGAGGCGCUGCUCGCGGCGGGAGCGGACCCGGGCGCGGAGGACAAGACGGGCGCCAGUCCGCUCACCCAGGCAGCCGCCGGGGGACAGGCGGACAUCAUAGAGCUCAUGGCGAAGGCGCGCCCCGAAGCGGUGAGUCGCGUACAGAGCGGAGUCGGAAAUCGUAAACAUUAGCGUUG
Molecule: messenger RNA, 503 nt
Organism: Gryllus bimaculatus (two-spotted cricket)
Lineage: Eukaryota; Metazoa; Arthropoda; Insecta; Orthoptera; Gryllidae
Source: the annotation of a GenBank genome assembly